This is a messenger RNA of Brassica oleracea var. oleracea, 1841 nucleotides long. Its product is annotated as mitogen-activated protein kinase 17. Gene Ontology annotation, cellular component: cytoplasm; nucleus. Gene Ontology annotation, molecular function: MAP kinase activity; ATP binding. The transcript is spliced from 11 exons. Gene Ontology annotation, biological process: intracellular signal transduction; protein phosphorylation. Lineage: Eukaryota; Viridiplantae; Streptophyta; Magnoliopsida; Brassicales; Brassicaceae. The coding region runs from base 200 to 1663 and encodes 487 amino acids. The record is from RefSeq and is a predicted model, not a curated record.
CGGGCCGUGCCUUCCAUUACUUUUAUAUAUAAAUAUCAUAUCUUCGCUCUCGCUCGUUCACAUGUCUUGAAUUAUUCCAUGAAACUUGGGGAAUCAAAAGAUAAGAUAAGACAGACAUCCAUCAAUCUUUCCUCCUUGCAGCUUCUUCGUGUGGAUUACUCUUUGAUCCAAAGAUUCAUCUAAAGUGAAAAGAAUCAUCAUGUUGGAGAAAGAGUUUUUCACGGAGUAUGGUGAAGCAAGCCAAUACCAGAUCCAAGAAGUUGUCGGAAAAGGAAGCUAUGGUGUUGUUGCCUCUGCCGAAUGUCCACACACUGGUGGCAAAGUUGCUAUCAAGAAGAUGACCAAUGUCUUUGAACACGUCUCUGACGCCAUACGGAUACUCAGGGAGAUCAAGCUUCUUAGGCUUCUGAAACAUCCUGAUAUUGUGGAGAUCAAACAUAUCAUGCUGCCUCCUUGCCGGAAGGAGUUCAAGGAUAUCUAUGUUGUUUUUGAGUUGAUGGAGUCGGAUCUUCACCAUGUCUUAAAGGUAAAUGACGACCUCACUCCUCAGCAUCAUCAAUUCUUCUUGUACCAACUUCUUCGUGGCUUAAAAUUCAUGCACUCAGCGCAUGUUUUCCAUAGAGAUCUGAAGCCUAAGAACAUCCUGGCUAAUGCUGAUUGCAAAAUCAAGAUCUGUGAUUUGGGACUUGCUCGUGUCUCCUUCACUGAUUCCCCUUCUGCCGUUUUCUGGACUGACUAUGUUGCUACAAGAUGGUACCGUGCUCCAGAGCUCUGUGGUUCCUUCUAUUCCAACUACACGCCAGCGAUUGACAUGUGGAGCGUUGGCUGCAUAUUUGCAGAGAUGCUAACUGGGAAGCCCUUGUUUCCUGGCAAAAACGUUGUGCACCAGCUUGAACUCGUCACGGAUCUGCUUGGAACUCCGUCACCGAUUACUCUAUCCAGGAUUCGGAAUGAGAAGGCUAGAAAGUAUUUGAGUAACAUGAGGAGAAAGGAUCCUGUUCCUUUCACUCAUAAGUUCCCCAAUAUCGAUCCUGUGGCGCUGAAGUUGCUUCAGCGUUUAGUUGCUUUUGACCCUAAGGACCGUCCCUCUGCUGAAGAGGCACUGGCUGAUCCAUAUUUUCAAGGAUUGGCAAAUGUGGACUACGAACCUUCGAGGCAACCUAUCUCGAAGCUCGAGUUUGAGUUUGAAAGGAGGAAGUUGACUCGGGAUGAUGUGAGGGAGCUCAUGUACAGAGAGAUUUUGGAGUACCAUCCACAGAUGUUGCAAGAGUAUCUACAAGGAGAAGAGAACAUCAACUCUCACUUUAUGUACCCGAGCGGAGUUGACCAGUUCAAACAAGAGUUUGCAAGACUGGAAGAACACGACGACAAUGAGGAGGAACGUAACUCCCCACCAAUCCAGAGGAAGUACACUUCACUUCCAAGAGAGAGGGUGUGCUCAUCAGAGGACGAGGGUGGUGAUUCGGUUCACGCACAAUUGCCUUCGUCUUCAGUGGUGUUUACACCUCCACAGACUCCAAACACAGAGACUGGGUUAUCAUCAAAGAAGACGGCACAAGUAGACAAAGCAGCAGCAACUCCGGUUAAACGGUCAGCUUGUCUGGUGAGGAGUGAUAGUAUAUGUGCUUCCAGAUGUGUCGGCGUCUCGUCUGCAGUCUCUUAGUCACAAAAAAAAAUGAUUCUCAAGUUGUUUAGCAGCAAACCAUUAAUUGUUCUGCCUUGUUGUAUGUGUUUUCACUUGAACUCUCUUUCCUUCUUUGCUGUUCAUCUGGUCAUGUUGUGUGUAAUGGUUUCUCUUGGAACUUGAAUUCAUAUUUAUUUUGUAUCUCUUUAGAACCAUA